AAACAUCACCAAGUACAUUGGCUAAGACUUUGUGACAGUUAAGUUGAGAGACUAUUAAGUCAUAUGUCAUAAAUGCUUUUUCCCUUUCUUUUAUAGUUUUGGUUUAUUUAGUCUUAACACAACAACGCCUUUUCUCUGACUUAUCUGACUCUCCACCACAGUCCCCCCCACUCUCUCUUCUUCCCUUUUGCUUUCCCAUAAUUAAACAUCGAUACCCAUCAUCUCUAUCACUCUCUCUUUCCAUUAUCACUUCUCUAUUUGUACAAAGAAACCAACCCACAAGCUGGUUUUGUCUUGAGAUGAUAAUCAACCAACCAUUCAGGGGAAUAGCACCAGUUAGCCAGAUGUGUGUUUCCAGUUUCUAAGCAGUGCUCUCAUUCAUUCUUGAUUUCCACUAGCUAGCUUGGCAGCAGCAGCAGCAGUCCUACAAGUUUAACUGUGGAACACUAUUUACUCAUCAUGUCGAAUUCUACAGGUUGAAAACAUCUUGUUUCAACUGACUCAAUCUGGCUACUUCUCAGAAACUAUAAAUGUGAAGUAUCUCCUUGUGGUAUUAAGUAAAAUCAUCAAAGAAAGAUGAAACCAAUUAUUGAUCUUGAAGUUGAAGCCACCUCAGAAAAUGUUUCUGAAGUUAGCAGCCAAGUAGCUUCCAACUUAUCAAACCAAGAAACUUCUGCAGCCCCCUCCAAUGACAGCCUCACUAACUCUUCCUAUCUCACAAAUGCCAUAGCAACUCAAUCUGGUUCGGAAAUGGUUUCCCUUGACUUAACCCUUUGCUUCAAUAAUGAUGAGUUAGGUGGAAGGGACCCAGUGGGACUCUCAUUGUCAAGCACAAGUGAGAGUAGCAAUGAACCUGCAUCACGUACUACAGCUGAAGCAAUACCACGAGUAUUUUCUUGCAAUUACUGUCAGCGCAAAUUCUUCAGCUCUCAGGCACUUGGUGGACACCAAAACGCUCAUAAGAGAGAAAGAACAUUAGCUAAGCGUGCAAUAAGAAUGGGUAUUUUCUCGGAAAGGUAUGCCAGCCUAGCAUCGUUGCCUCUAUAUGGAUCCUCAUUCCGAUCCCUAGGGAUAGAGGCACAUUCUUCAGUGCACCAAAACUUUGCACCACCAGUAAGGUCACUAGAAAUAAGCAGCAGUGCAAGAUUUGAUCAAGGUUAUGCAGGUCUGCCAGUAUUCAUGGAGGAUGAUGAGGCAGAGUUGUUAUGGCCAGGUAGUUUUCGACAGGUAGCUGUGGCAGACGAUGCUCAUCAAAGUUUUGUAGUCGCAGGAAGUUCAAACAUGAUUUUUUUGGGGGCAACUCCACCAGUGAACUUAGAUGAUUCUGCGCCAGAUCUCACACUAAAACUUUGAGAACAUUGGUUGCAGUAUUUAUGCUCCGAUAUUAUCUCUUGUAUAGCAAGUUGUGCAAUGGACCAUGGCUGAACUUUUAUAUUCCCUGUUAAGAAUUUGUAUGUCAGUGUAUAAGAGCUUCACAGAGAUUAUUCUGGAGCUUCUUCGUUUGUUAUAUCUAUGUGAUUGAUCCUUUUAAUUUGCUGUAA
This is a messenger RNA of Populus nigra (black poplar), 1541 nucleotides long. RefSeq names its product zinc finger protein 4-like. Gene Ontology annotation, biological process: negative regulation of abscisic acid-activated signaling pathway. The record is from RefSeq and is a predicted model, not a curated record. The coding region runs from base 577 to 1353 and encodes 258 amino acids. The transcript is spliced from 2 exons. NCBI's taxonomy places the organism in Eukaryota, Viridiplantae, Streptophyta, Magnoliopsida, Malpighiales, Salicaceae.